UUAUGGCAGUUCACUAGCGCUCUGUAAACCUCAAAAAAGUGUCACAAGAUCCUUUUCGUACUCUAGUUGCCAUGUCAUGUUUUUUCUCUUGUGCCAUUUUCUAUACCUUUUUUACUUUGAGCUCAAAUAGUACCUAGCGAGGCACUACUUGAGCUCACCGCACGUCUCACUAGACGUGCGGUGGUGACGAGGCGUUGACGCGACGAACUAUUCUUCUGAUCUGCUUACGAUGACUACCAUUGAUUUGCUCGUAUUCAUAUUUAUUUAGGUGAUUUUUAAAAAGAUAUUUUAAAGCUAACAAACUAUUACUUAACUAUAUAAUAAUGAAAACAGAUUCAAUGAAUUACGGGAGAUACGUGGAGGUCGCGGGAGGUCGCGGAAGGCUGUGCGCCGCCGCCUGCCGGGUGCCAGGGGUGUAAUCUGUGUUAAAAUAUGUACCCCACCAUGCCAUGAGCGGCGGACAUAAUAGCAAAAUAGUAUAUUAUUCUAUGUGUAAUAUAUAUAAAUAGAGGCUAUAUUUAAGCUUCUGAGAAACCUCGACACCGUCCGACGUCGCGGAUCGAUGGACGAGCAUUGCAGGGCGGCACGGGGGCACGGGGUGGCACAGGAGGCGCGGGGUGGCGACGUCCCCUUGUCAUCGAUCGCCGCCGCCUCGCGCCCACUCGCGCCCAGUAGGCGGCCGCCGGCGGGCCGAGCAGGUGCGGCUGCAGGUUGCAUCGGGCGGCGCGGGGUGGGAAGGGGCGCGGGCCCGCUCUCGAACGUAUCUCGUUGGAUCGCACCCGACACCCAGCGGCGCCCGGCGCCCUCGGCACCACCAGAGGGGACCCACCGCAUGCGACACAGCAAUCGAUACGCACGCUUACAAUUUUUAAGUACGCCUCAGAUAACCGUAGGUGCAAGCUAGGAUCUCAGUCAAAGCUCUUAUCCCCAGAGGAUCUAGCUGAGCCCCGUCUAGUAGACCCGUUAAAUAUGGUGUUGGCGAACUGCACGAUCAGCUUUUGUGGCGUUUCUAAACUGACGUCAUUAAUGAAAUUAAGUAGUUUUUAUGUCGAAAUGAAAUCCAACGAGGUACUUUCGUCAAAUUUACAAAUCUCGAUCUAUACCACUGGAUUCUCCUCUUAUUCUGGUUUAAAAUUUGCAGAGUGAAAUAAAGAAGUAUAAAUUAAAAAGGUAAGAUGGAAGGAGGUGGCGGAGUGUCCAGCGUGGCAUCGCUCACCAUGGACUGCGAGGACAUGUUCAAAGAGAUCACUAAGAAGCUGUAUGGCGAGGAGGCCGCCAUGGGCGUUGGCGUCAACGUGAGCGGCGGGGCGGGCGCGACGGGCGCCGGUGGCGUCGAGUACCCUCCGGCCGAGCGCGAGCUGGUCGACGACUUGCGUCCCGAGGAGCACAUCACCGCCUGGGGCUUGGCGGCUCUCAUGCAGAACGGAUUCCCGCCGCCCGGCAUCUUGCAGGCAAACUUUACCCCGCGCACGGACCCGUCGGCCGAGGACCGGUGGACGGCGGCGGAGGAGCCGCUGGCGUGGGCGCACUCGCGCGUCGCCGCCUACAACCCGGCGCAGCGGCUCUUCAAGUGCACCGACUGCGAGUGCGUCGGCUUCCUGGCGCGCGUGGCGGAGCACUGGCUGGGCACGCACUCGCAGGCGCGCGCCUUCCAAUGCCCGCUGGCGGGCUGCGGCUUCGCGAGCGGGUGGGCGCGAGCCGUGCGGCAACACCUUGCGCGCGACCAUCACUCCGAUCCGGCAGCCGCAGACCACCUGCUACGCGACAACCCCGCGCUCGACGACCUCACUCGCUACCUGCAGCGCCUCAAGACCAAGGUGGAGAAUACGCGCAGCGAGAGACGCACAGGAGCGGGAGGCGCAGGGGGCGCGGGGGGCUCUGGGGGCGCGGAGGGCGGCGGCGGGCCGGGCCCGGUGGCGGACACCGCGAGCGGCGAGCCCGCCGCGCUCGGCGACGCCGGCAAACGCUACGUGUGCGCCGCGUGCCCGUACGCGACCGACCGCCGCGACCUCUUCACUCGUCACGAAAACAUCCAUCGCGACGAGAAGCCGUUCCAUUGCUAUCUCUGCCAGAAACAAUUUAACCGCGCGGAUCACGUCAAGAAACAUUUUUUGCGGAUGCACCGCGACCAGCCGUACGAUCUCAAUCGCAUCAGACGCUCCAGCGGCAUCAAGCCGGAGGCGGGCACGAGCGCGGCGGGCGCGCACUACUGCGUCAAAGGCGCAGGCGACGUAGCGGCGGCGCCGGAGUGUCGCCCGUCGCCGGUGAAGCUGGAGCGCUCGCCGCUGGCCAAGGCCGAGCCCGCGGCCUCUCCGACCGCCACACACAAGCCGACCGUUUCCUCCCCGGUACGUCGCAAGGGCGAGCGGCGUUACGCGUGCUGCUACUGCGCGUGGUCGGGCGUCGACAACUGGUGCCUGAAGCGGCACCUCAACACUCACCUGAAGCCGUUCGCGUGCGCGCUGUGCGAGUACAAAGCGGCGCGCGCCGAGCGGCUCGCCACACACGUCCACAAAGUGCACAACAAGAAGGCCUGCGCCAAGUGCCCCUACCUCGCCGACGAGCCGCAGCAGCUGGCGCUCCACCUGCGCGAUGCACACCAUAUUGAGAGCCGCAACUUGAAAGUACCAACGGGCGUUGGACGAUCGGCGGGUGCGUUCCAGACGAGUCAGGCGGCCGUGGCGGGCGUGGCGGGCGCGACGGGCGCCGGGGGCGCGGGGGGUCCACCGGGAGCGGCGGGAGGAGCCCGCGCCGCCGGCGCCGCAAGACUCUUCGGCUACCUCGAAGCUUCGGACGGCUCCGGCGACGAGUACGAGCCGCCGCCGCUCCCGCCCGAGUACGCGCCGCACUACGCGCGCGACAAGGAGAACGCUGCGCCACUGCACCACGCGCUACACCACGACCACUGCCUGCGAUACUAGCGCCCUCCCCCAAAUGUAUAAUUAUAUUCUGCAUUAGAGUACGUUGUUUUAUAACUCUAUAUUACUUACCACAAUUUUAGAUACCUAUCGUGUGGGGAUUUUAAUAUUUACCUUAGUUCAAAGUUGUUGUUGUCGGAACAUACUCGUAAUAUCUAUAUUAUUUAUUUAAGAAACUCCAAAUGACUUUUUAUUUGUACAUGUAGUUAUAAUUAAGAAGUGACAAUUGUAUAAAGUGUAAAUACGGAGUCGAGCGGAAGCGGAAGCGGAAGCGGAAGCGGGAAGAGGUCGCUGCAUCAUUUGUCUCGAUGUUGUUCUCAAAGUUCGUUACAUUUUGUUAAAUUCUAAACAAUACGUUAUAUGUAACAGUUAAA
This is a messenger RNA of Papilio machaon (common yellow swallowtail), 3292 nucleotides long. It is a transcript of the gene chn, whose product is annotated as protein charlatan. The record is from RefSeq and is a predicted model, not a curated record. Gene Ontology annotation, molecular function: DNA-binding transcription factor activity, RNA polymerase II-specific; RNA polymerase II transcription regulatory region sequence-specific DNA binding. Bases 1176 to 2921 code for a protein of 581 amino acids. Gene Ontology annotation, cellular component: nucleus. Lineage: Eukaryota; Metazoa; Arthropoda; Insecta; Lepidoptera; Papilionidae. Gene Ontology annotation, biological process: regulation of transcription by RNA polymerase II. The transcript is spliced from 8 exons.